AUGGACUGGUUAUGAAGAUUCUCAUCACCAUUUGUAUGUUGACAGUUACAGUGAGUGUAGCAGAACAGCGUAUUAAUUAUGGUGUAGAAUUUAAACCAAUUACUAGAAUGAUUACCGGAGUUGGAUAUUGGAAACAUACAUUCAAGUUAGAUUUACCUAGAUUGCAUGAAGUAGAGAAUAUUAAGUCACCUUGUCCUAAUCAAGAGUAUAUGUAUUGUUAUUAUUACAUUCACAAGGGCCUGGAAACCUUGAUGUCAAUGAAAAGUCAGACGGUACACGAUUUAAACAUCACUUUAAAUGCAAUAUAUGAUAUGUUACCUGAUAUUGAAAUGAAAGAUCAGUCCCGUUCUCAAAGAUCAUUGUUACCAUUGGGAAAUUUCUUUAAAAAUUUGUUUGGAGUAUCAAGUGAAUCAGAUGUAGAUGAACUACGUAAAUAUGUUAAGCUGUUUAUAAAAACAAACGAAAAAAGGUUUGAAGUACAAGGACACGAAUUAUCCUCGUUUAUGCACAACGUAGACCACAGAAUGGAAAACAUGAAAAAGGCCGUUGUUCGUAAUUAUAAUUUAUCAAAACAAUUACGUUCACAAUUACAGCAAAGUGAUACGGCAAGGAGUAUUGUAUUCCAUUUAUCAAGAAUAUUUAUGCAUGAAAAUAUGGCAAAUUCUCAAUUAAUGUUUGCGUUUAACAACGUAUUGUUAGGAUGUUUACAGUUGACAAAAGGGCAAUUAUCGCCAUUGUUGGUUUCCCAAGAGCAUUUAAAACAGAUCAUUAAUCAAAUUGAAAAGGAAGCACAGAAAACGAUCAAUCCGCUACAUGUUAUUUAUUCAAAUCCUAAAUAUUACUUCAAGGAAGGACAGUUUACAUAUGGAAAACACAAAAAUUCAUUAUUCAUUAACCUACAAAUUCCUAUUUCUGCUUAUCCCCAUACAUUAGAUGUUUAUGAAGUAAAAACAUUCCCCGUUCCUUUAAAUCAAUCUACAAACCACGCUUCACAAAUACUGGAUCUACCAAAAUAUUUGGCUAUUUCUCACGAUAAACAACAUUAUUUUCCCAUGAAUAAUCCUACCUGGAAGAAAUGUCAUGGAGAUCAUGUCAAAUUAUGUCCUUUCGUGUAUCCUUUCAGGACUGCGACGCAUUUCUCCUGUGUUACAGCAUUAUUUUUUGACUUGUCAGACGUUAUUACUGAAACUUGUAAUUUCCGUUUUCUGCAUAAUGUCGUUCAACCCAACGUGCGCGAAUUAUCAAUAGGAAAAUUGUUGUUAUAUAAUAUCACUGAUAUAACAGUGGAGUGCCCUACAAGUACUACUUCCCAACCAGGCUGUCAAUAUUGUGUGAUACAUUACUCAUGUUUUUGCGGUUUAACCUUAGAUAGUUUUUAUUUGCCUCCGCGUGUUUAUGAUUGCAAGAAUGAUACAUCAAUUACAAAAUUACACCCUGUUAAUCUUGGUUUACUGCAAUAUUUUUAUUCCAAUAAAGAAAUAUCACAAAUAGGAAGUAAUGAUUUCUUUUCUCAACCCCUUGAUACUAAUUCUUCCAGAUUACACAUGUACCAACAAGAUUUUUCGAAAUUUGAAUUUAAGAAAACUAGCUCAAGCAGCAAAACACAAUGA
Molecule: messenger RNA, 1610 nt
Organism: Lingula anatina
Lineage: Eukaryota; Metazoa; Brachiopoda; Lingulata; Lingulida; Lingulidae
Source: RefSeq, a predicted model, not a curated record